Messenger RNA from Lecanosticta acicola, 2037 nucleotides. Lineage: Eukaryota; Fungi; Ascomycota; Dothideomycetes; Mycosphaerellales; Mycosphaerellaceae. The record is from the annotation of a GenBank genome assembly.
AUGGCGCGCCAAAGCAGUUUGCCAUUUCCGCUGCGUAAAUCUUCUCCCACUCCUCGGCCACCGAAGCGAAAACUCGACGUUAGAGAUGCCGUGGAUGAAUUUGAAUUCAACCAGGAAGACUUACCGCCAGCCUACAUCCUCUCCGACAGUUCUGACGAGCUCGACGACGAUCAAGACGACCGCGACGACGAAGAGACAGAUGAGCCAAAUGAGGAGCAGGAUGAGAUUAGAAGGUUGAGAACUCGCCUAGCCAGUACUUCUCUCUCAGGUACUCCUACCGGUUAUCAACGCCUGGCUUCUGCAACUACCGCAAGUGGCCUGGAAGUACGUCCAGGCAUGAACGUGGAAUUGCAGGACGCGGACUUUCUCCGUAUCCACGAUAUUCUUCAGGAUGUAUAUGGGAAGAUCAUCGUCAGAGGCAUGCUCUUGCGCCGGACAAGGUGGAUGAACAACUGGUUGCCGAAGAAAUUGAACGAGCUUUGUGCUCAGUUCGAGAUCGAAUGCGAUGACAUCAAUGAUUUGAGCGACAGCAUGCUCGUCAUUCGCCCACUGGAUCUGGUCAUCCAAGCUCGCAAAAUUGUGUUUACCAACAAAGACUUCCCAGCGCAUAGCUACCGCGACUUCCUAGUGCACGGCUACCGGGAAUAUGCUAACGACCUCGAGCGGGAGGACAGAGCCGUACUAGUCUGUCGAUGGAAGUUGGUCGUGCUCAAACGCGAUCGCAAGGGGAGAGUGCCUUCAGCCAGGCUGACGCUUCUCGGCGAGCAUGAGAGUGAUGCAGACGCCAAAAUUUCCGACGAGGCAAAGAGGUGUCGAUUUGGUCGGCAUGCAGAUAAGGUGCCGGAAGUCGACCUUACCAAUGAGAUCUGCUAUCGUCCAAACAAAAAGUCGCGUGGUCCGAUCCGUACCGGUGGCUCUCCUGUCCAUACCGUUGGCUCGUCACCAGAUGAAUACACCUACGGUGACUUCUUUGCGGGUGCUGGAGGAUGCAGCCGUGGCGCUGCGCUCGCAGGCUUGCGUGUCAACUUCGUUGUGGACCAUGAUGGCGAUGCGUGUCGCACACUGGAAGAGAACUUCCCCGAGGCUAAGGUUAUGAAGGAAGAAAUCUUCACUUUCCUCGCAAUGACGGAGCCACAACCGUUCAUGCACGUGGAUGUCCUGCACAUAUCUCCACCCUGUCAGCCUCACUCGGCAGCACAUACGGUCGAUGGCAAAAAUGACGCGGCAAACAUCGCCGCAGGAUACGUGGUACUCGACGCCGUCAAGAAAUGCAGACCCAGGAUCGUUACCGUGGAGCAAACAGAAGGCAUAUUCUCACGCCACCAUGACAGGUGGGCAAAUCUGAUCCACCAGUUCACUUGGGCUGGAUACAGCAUUAGCUGGAGAGUCUCGUGCUUUAACGAAUGGGACUACGUACAUAAGAGGAAGAGGUUACUACUGAUGGCAGCAUGGUGAGAAGAAUAUCCCUGCCUCGUCAAUCCUGGAACUUUCUAACAUAUUCACAGCCCAGGCCAGCCUCUACCACGCUCUCCAGAGCCCACACAUGGCCCAGGACUCAAGCCCUACGUCACGGUUGCGGAUCGCCUAAACCUGCUCCCACCUGCCCGCAGGAUUCCCGCGCACAUGCUAAAAUACGGCAAGGGAAAGGGAGGCGGCCCAUAUGACCCAAACAAGCCCCUCAAAGCUUGCAUCACGACGUCGGGCGGCGAUGGGAACACGCAUCCAGGUGGCGGUGGUAGUUUCAACGGCGCCGAGCUCGCUGUGUUGGCAGGCUUUCCUCCAUGGCCACACCACAAGUUUGCCCCAGCAUGCAUGACCUCCAUCUUCAGACAGUGUGGCAAUGCCGUUGCCUCAACGGUGAUGAAGCUCCAUUUCAAAGAGUGUUUGAAGACUUUGAAGAAGACGGACGGUAUCGAGGAGACUGAGGCACAAAGCGUUGAGGAUGGAGAAGUUAUUGUCUUGGAUGACGAUAGAGAGGUCAUUGUCCUGGAUGACGAGGAUGGCAAGACUGCAGAUACUGCUUGGGUCGUUGAUUGA